This is a messenger RNA of Apiotrichum porosum, 582 nucleotides long. RefSeq names its product Autophagy- protein 22. Gene Ontology annotation, biological process: amino acid transmembrane export from vacuole. The record is from RefSeq and is a predicted model, not a curated record. The transcript has 2 exons. Bases 1 to 582 code for a protein of 193 amino acids. NCBI's taxonomy places the organism in Eukaryota, Fungi, Basidiomycota, Tremellomycetes, Trichosporonales, Trichosporonaceae.
AUGUCCGCCACAAAGGUCAUGGUCAUUGGCCUGCUCAUGCAGUUUGCCGCCGUCUUCUCGAGCAUCUACGCGCCUGUCCUGCAGCGGAAAUGGGGCAAGAGCAACCUCGGGCUGCUGGUCCGCAUCGUCCUCGCGGCCCAGGUGCUCCCAGUGUACGCCUGCCUCGGUCUCGUCUUCCCCUGGGGCGGACUGCGAACCGAAUGGGAAAUGUACAUUGCGGCCGUGUGGUUUGGCAUGCUCUACGGGCCGUUCAACUCUUACGCACGCGCCGUGUACGGCGAGCUCAUCCCGCCGGGCCACGAAUCGACCUUCUUCUCCCUGUUCUCCCUCACCGACAAGUCUGCGAGCUUUAUGGGCCCCGCCAUCGUCGGCCUCAUCAAGGACGCCACGGGCAAUAUCCGCCUGGGCUUCCUGUUCCUCGCGACCAUGCUUGCGCUGCCCGUUCCUGUCCUCAUGCGCGUGCGGAUGCGCAAGGGCGGCGAGGAGGCCGUCGCGUGGAGUGCCAAGCGGCUGGGAGUGGACGAGGACGUGGGCGAGGGCGAGGAAGGCAUGGCCGUGGCUGUGCCUCUGGCGGUGGAGUAG